AUGGCCUGGAGCAGAGCUUUGAUGGUCUUAGUUUUAGGAAUCACUGUUAGAAGUCAAAACUCAAAAUGUGAAAAAAUGGCGUCUUUGGCAACGUUGGAAGACCAUAAUACAGUGGUGGAGACCAGUUUAAGAUUGUUGAGUGGAACAUGGGUUUCAGAAGGUUGUGAAACUCGUCCAGGUCCAGAAUACGUCCUACGGUCCUACACAUUCGAUAUGGAUGGCAACUACUAUUUAGUCCAACACCAUUACUACGACGAUUCGUGCUCGUCCCCCCAAUUUUCCGUGUUCUCCCAUGGAAGACUUCAACUCAGAACAUCGCUGAUGCAACCAGAGGCAGCAAGUGGCAUCAUGAAAGUAACCAACAUCAGCGUCAUACCGCAAGAUAAUAAUGCAGCUAGGGAGAUGGACAGAGUUGUCGCUAUGGAAUGUCCAGGCCAAGAAUGGAAAACAUGGCGUCGUUACGAAGAACACGUGGUGUUCGACUCGGCUUUCGAGGAAAAACGUAAAACGUACAACUUAUGGGAACCCCGCUACGUUCUGAAUAACCACCAUGACUUGAACCGCAAUAUACACCACAGUUAUGGGGAUAUAUCGUGUUUGGGAGCCUUGAAGUGGGUUUUCAACGAGCUGAGGCUUCUGAAGAUACAACUUCGCCCGAUUAUGGAGAAAUUGAAGCCUAGGAAGUACCCCAGACAGAUGAGAGCUGAGUUACUUUUGGGGGAUAUACAUACAAACUAUAGGGAGAGGGAGAACCAUAUACCAACUAGUUUUCAACUACCUUUAAUCAAACAGGUCAAAGGUGAAAUGGUUUCGAUUAAUAGGCAUUCGUACGUCAUUAAAAGUGGGGCUGGUUUUCCGAGUAGUACCUUCAUUAACAAUAAAACACCACCUCACCUAAUAGAAAAACCACAUUUACCUCCGUAUAUUUAUGGGGAAUGGACUUCAACGCGUUGCGAAGUUAGACCUCUGGGCUUAUAUUUAACCAGGAGAUUCUCCUUUUACUCCGAGGACUCCACCUGGAUAGGAGAACAUAAAUUCUACUCCGAUCCUUUCUGCAAGAUCCCCAAAUUCAUCGUAACAGCAGCGGGUCACUUUACUUUGACCGUCCCCAAUAAGGAACUGAAAGGUACAACCAACAUCGACUUCCAAAUCGAGAAGGCCUCUCUCACAGUCCUAGACCAACGUAUGAUCUACGACCUACGUCUUCCAGGCGUGUGUGGAGUGGACGAAUGGGAAGUGAACGUCCCCAAGGAGUUAAGCUCCACCAACGGAUGUAUGCAGCUUGGAAUAAUCCUUCCUUCAGUACAAUACGAUAUAGUGAAACUGGAAAUGGACUAUAAAGGUUCCUGUUUGUUAUUCCUCGGCCAAGUUCACACCGAUAGCAUGCAGAACAACCAACCAGAAAGACCAACUUCGUUCCAGCUCCCUCUGGUAAAAUGCGGCGAAGUUGCCAGCUACUCGCAGAGUCUCAGGGAGAUACUCGAUGAUGGAGUGUACUAUGGUAGCAGCGUGCAGUUUAAAGCAUGUUUAAGCUUGCAUUUGAGCUUGUUGAUGAUUGUUUUUUAUUUAUUUAGGUAA
Molecule: messenger RNA, 1578 nt
Organism: Brassicogethes aeneus
Lineage: Eukaryota; Metazoa; Arthropoda; Insecta; Coleoptera; Nitidulidae
Source: the annotation of a GenBank genome assembly